AAAAUAAUCAACAGAGUCUUAUCAUUUCCACUUGUUCUUCAUCUCUCAAAUUCUGUAACACAUUUCCAAUGGCAACAAUUUCCUCAUUCACUAUCUCAGCCAAAACCCUAACCCUAACUCUACCUUAUCACGCUAAAACUCCAACUCUUAACUUCAAUCCUCUUUCUAUUCGACCCAAAAUCCGUAUCCGAAACCCUAUCCGGAUUCAAGCGGUUGUGGAUGAAGAUUACUCUUCCAAGAGAAACAGUAACAAUGAGCAGAGAGAAACGAUUAUGCUUCCUGGUUGUGAUUAUAACCAUUGGCUUAUUGUAAUGGAGUUUCCUAAAGAUCCUGCACCCUCUCGUGAACAAAUGAUUGAUACUUAUCUUCAAACUCUUGCCACUGUUUUGGGAAGCAUGGAAGAAGCAAAGAAGAACUUGUAUGCCUUUAGCACCACAACUUACACUGGAUUUCAGUGCACUGUUGAUGAAGCAACCUCUGAGAAAUUCAAGGGUUUGCCUGGUGUUCUCUGGGUACUGCCAGACUCAUACAUAGAUGUUAAAAAUAAAGACUAUGGAGGUGACAAAUACAUAGAUGGAGAGAUCAUUCCUUGCAAGUACCCUACUUUUCAACCAAAACGUAGCGGUGGAUCAAAGAGUGAGGGUAGGAGGUAUGAGAGACGGAGGGAUGGCCCUCCUCCUGCUGGUCGUCCAAAGCCAAGACAGGCAGCUGCCUCAGAUUCAUCCUCUACAUGAGCCUUCUGGUGAUUUUCAGUUUUGUGGAGAGUAAUCUCAAAACAAUUAGGAUCGCUGCUCCUUAUUGAGGCAUCUCAUCAUGCUCAUAUAACAACUAGGAGCUUAAACCCAUAUUGGAUUCUCAUCAGAUGCAUAAUGUUAUAUAUAAUUUACAGCACGCUCAAAAGGUUAUUUCAGAAACUAUCUUGUUGAAUAUGUGCUUUUGGACUGUGACUAUGAGAUGUAAGAUUAGUGUUAGGGUAGUUUUCUGUGUAAUUUGUAGUAGUUACUUAUCACUCAAUCAGUUUGUGCCUUUGUGAUAAGUAUUUCCUUGGACGAUCAUGACAUUUUAUACACAUCAAGUCACUGGUAGGAACACAACAAUUAUUAUUCCAGA
Messenger RNA from Trifolium pratense (red clover), 1110 nucleotides. Its product is annotated as multiple organellar RNA editing factor 9, chloroplastic-like. Gene Ontology annotation, biological process: chloroplast RNA modification; cytidine to uridine editing. Gene Ontology annotation, cellular component: chloroplast. The coding region runs from base 69 to 734 and encodes 221 amino acids. The record is from RefSeq and is a predicted model, not a curated record. The transcript is spliced from 5 exons. Lineage: Eukaryota; Viridiplantae; Streptophyta; Magnoliopsida; Fabales; Fabaceae.